AUGGUAUUUCAGAAAUUCAUCGCUCAUGAGGUCUCGGAAAUGGUACUGUCUCUCACAAACAAGGACAAGGUAAGUGCUGGGACGUGGAGCUUCAAGACUGUGCUGAAUGAGGAGAGUGGUGUAAUUCCCACAGUGUACAGCAAAGCGAGUUAUCUGCUGCAGCACAUGCAGAAGAAAAUGUCGCAGGUGGAAAUCUUUGUGUGCUGGGAAUUCUCCACUGACUUUGGCCAUGCAUUGAUGUUUACUCGGCUGGUGAAGGUCUACAUGGAGAGAUCACCUUAUUUUGAGCUGUUGUGCCCCAAUGAUGCAUACCGCAUCAUCCCACCAGGCACAUCUUCCCAUGUGCGCAUCCGCUUCACCCCCGACGAGACCAAGGAUUAUUCCCACGAACUCAUCUGUCUCACUGCAAGGGACAGGAUAGUUGUGCCUAUUCAGGCCAUUGCUGCCCAAGCUAUCCUGGACUUCCCUGACCAGCUGGACUUCUCAGAGUGCCCAGUCAAGUACAGCAGCCAGAAGACUCUGCUGGUUCGCAAUGUUGGUAACGUGGAAGCUCAUUACCAGCUGAGCACCCAGAGUCCUUUCUGCGUGGUUCCAGACAGGGGAACUCUGGCCGCUGGUGACACCAUGCAGGUGACAGUGGGAUUUCACCCGCUGACGGUCGGUGACCAUUCCGGGUCCCUGGUAGUGUGCUGCAACACAGGUGAGUGUAUCUGCACAAACCUUCACGGAGAAGCUGUAGAUGUCAACGUUGGGUUGAGCGCCAAUUCCGUGAAGGUUGAGAACACUUUCAUCACCACAUCAAACUACACAACCGUGCUCAUCGAAAACAGGAGUAACAUCACAGCCCACUUCCAGUGGAAGACUUUUCCUACUGAGGAAGAUGAGAAUAAACUGAAGAGAAGGCAGUGCUAUUUUCUGCAGCCACUGACAGAGGUAUCGCUGGAAAACUUCAUUGAGGAGAAGAAUAUAGAGCAGGAGAAGGGCUAUUGUGAAGAUAACACUGCCCUUGUGAGCCACACAGUCCAGGAGGAGAUGGCAAAGGUGAAAGAAGACCCCAUGCUGUUCUCCGAUGACAUUUUUUCCAUUGAACCAGUGGAGGGAGAAAUUGGGCCGAACUGUUGCACCAAAAUCAAGGUGACCUUUAAACCUGUAGAAGCACUGGAGUAUCGAAGUGUGGCUUACUGCAACAUCUCAGGCCGAGAGAGCAGGCUGCCCCUGCACCUCAUAGGGGAAGGCCAAGGACCCUUCGUUGAACUCAGCUCUCAUACACUGAACCUUGGGAACAUUUUUGUCAACACCCCCUACGUCUAUGAGGUGAAACUGAUUAACCAAGCACCUAUUGAUGCUCCCUUCACCUAUAUCUGUACAACUGCAAACGUGGGCUACUGCUUCAAGUUUGCACCUGAGGAGGGCAUCAUUGCACCAGGUGGGAUCCAGACCAUCCAGAUCUCCUUCAAUGCCACCGUACUGGGGAGGUUUGAGGAAGAAUUCCAGUUCAGUGUGGCUGGAUCUCCUACGCCUGCAAUCCUGACAAUCAAGGGACAUGUCUGUGAACCGACUGUACACUUCAACGUCGAUGAGCUCGACUUCGGUGACAUUUCCUUUGGCUUUCCCUACACCAUGACCUGUCGCCUCACUAACCCCUCCCCAGCAUCCCUGAGGUUCAAGCUCCGCAUGUCUGACGAUGGCACUCAGCCUGCUCAUGAAAAAAGAACUGGAGGAUAUCACACGUGGGUGACCCUGUGUUCCAACACCGUGAUGGAUUUCUGCCGGAGAAUGCUGGUGGACCUGGAGGGUAUUGGCAAUGGAGUGGCAUCAGUGACCAUCAUGGCCAGAUGUCUCGUUCCUGAGCUGCGAGUGUACCCUCACGUCCUGCUGUACGACGAGUGCCGCCUCAAGGUGCCCUACGAGAGGAAGUUCCUCGUUGUGAAUAACACCGACCUUCCUGGCUGCUACGGGCUUAUUCCCCAGAAACGCAAGGAGGACACUCCUGUGUUCUACUCCAGCCCCAAACCCUGUGGGAUUGUCCAGCCUCACAGCAUCGCAGAGAUUCCAGUUACAAUCGAAGUCCAAACAUUGGGCGAGCAUCGCACCAGUGUUCUUAUCAGCGUGUUUGGGGAUGAGAGAAACCCACGGGCCUGCAAACCCCACUGCUAUGUCAUUGAACCCAGAGAAGGAGUGAUCCCCGCUACGGGUGAUAUUCCUGUGACCAUCACAGCAACCUUGGAUGACACUGGGAUUUUUGCUGACACUAUUCAGCUUUUCAUUGGGAACAGCCUUUGGACCACCUUCAUGUUGCUGGCUGUGGGCACCGGCACCACAAUUGUCAUGGACAAACCAUUCGUCCCAGAGCUCAGCUUGGGACACCAGUUCAGGCUCGUUCCCUGUAUUUGUCGGUUCAAAGUAACAAACAGGGGCCACCAUUUCCAUCGGCUCUUCUGGAGUGUGGAAUGUCACAGCCCCCCUAAGAAGAAGGGCCAGAGCAUCCCAGCCCUCAGUAGCCCCCUGGCCGAAGAUGAUUGCCAGAGCCCCAAAGGCACCAGCCCCGUGUUUGGGCUGGAGCCACUGUCGAUGGAGCUGCAGCCGGGCGAGUCUGUGGACAUGGUGCUGCGAGGCUUCUCCCCCAUCGAGCAGCCCUGCACCCUGGAGUUUGGCUGCAUCCUGGCUGGCACUGCAGAAGGGCGUUCUCUGGAGAUAACCAACUGCAGCCCACGGCCUGUCCAGUACCACUGGUCAUUCCAUUCAGACGGCCAGGUGAACAGGCUGAGGUCCCUGUUCAUAGUUACAUUAUUUUCCAGGCAUGAGCGUUGCCCACCUAAGUUCAAACCCCAACCACCAAAGGAGAAGAGAACCUGCUUGGAUUACUCGGCAUCUCAAAGGAGACGCUUCAAGAUUAGAAAUGGGGAGGACCCAGACACAGCCCUCAGAGAAUCGUGGGAUCCUGUCCAGUCUUUAGGAGCAGAGGUUUUCAGUAUCCUGCCGCAGUCGGGUGUGCUGCAGCCAGGAGAGAGACAGAAGGUCUCCUUCAGCUUCUUUGGCCACCUCAACACCAUCGCCAGUGUCACGGCGCUGUGCCAUGUAGAGGGAGGCCCCACCUACGAGGUGGAGCUGACCGGGGAGGCCUCAUGCAUCAGCUACGCCCUGAGCCUCCAGGAGAUCAACUGCGGCUUUCAGAUAUUUAAUGAAAUUCGUCACAGCACAGUCACCCUGGCGAACACUGGCAAGAUUAAAUUCAACUGGGUGCUAAAUCCUAGCACUGCAGAGCAACAUCUGCCUGGCGUGUUUCUGGUCAUCCCCCCCACUGGCUCCGUUGCACCUGGUGAGAAGCAAGUGCUGAAAUUCUCUUACAUGCCAGGAGUACCAGGAGCCUUCAGCAGGACUUUCCAGCUUAAAGUGGGUGACCUGGACCCAGAGAAUAUCUGCCUGAAAGGAGAAGCAUUCUUUCCUGUGAUCAGUGUGAACCUGCCCUGGAACAUCGAAGGAAAUGAAAAAUAUGAGAAGCUCAUAAAACCCCUGCAACAAUUCAGUCAGAGGAAUCAAUCAGUUGUUCAGAAGACUCAGAGUCCGAAGACUAAGGCCUUGAAGUUUCAGACUCCAAAGACUCAGACCCUGAAGACUCAGAACCUGAAGCCCCACGCACCUGGCUUUGGCACUGUACCAAACACUGAGCUGCAGAUAGAGACGGUGAUGAUGCUGAUAGAGGAGGCUGCCCUGGAGCUGCAGGAAAAGCUCCCAUCCCAUCCCCCAUACAGCAGGUUCCCUGACAAAAAGAUGCGCCAGAGUCUUGUCAAAGCUGGGAAUAGCCUGGACUUCAGACAGGAUGUGGUCCUGGUGGCUGUGACACUCUCCAUAGUUGAGCUGCCUGAAUAUGUGCUGGACAUGGGCACUGUACGUAAGGGUUACACUGAGAGACGCACUCUGGUGAUCACCAACCCUGGGCAGAUCCCAGUGUCCUUCCAGGUCGAUGUAUCUGCCCUGCAGGACACAGGUUUCAGAGUGAAUCUGGACCAGAUGCAGGGUCUGCCUCACAGACACACCAUAAUGUUUGAGGUGUGCUUUGAAAGCACCCGCCGGCCAUGGGGUGAUGUGGAUGUGCUGCUGCCCAUAGAGGUGGCAAAAGGCCCCACGUAUAACAUCCACCUCCAUGCCACUGUGUUGGGACUGUCGCUCAACCUCUCCAAGAACAUGCUGCAGUUCUCUGAUACCCUCGUUGGGCAGUGCCAGAUUGAGACAGUCCAGCUCUACAACUGGUUCCAAAUACCCUGCAAGUGGUUCAUUACUGCCAUCAAGCCUGUCAGGAAGGACAAUCAACGCAAACGCAUUAUACCAGCCAUGCGUCAGAAGCAGCAGGUGCUGGAGGAUGAGCCCUGUCCCUUUGAAGUGACGCCCUCCAAAGGAACCCUCAAUCCAGGAAGGUGGCAGAACUUACAAAUCCAGUUUGCACCCAAGCAGGAGAGGUCUUACAAGAAUGAGCUGAAGCUUAACAUUUGUGGAAGCAGCAAUCACUUAAAGCUGCACCUCUCAGGACAAGGUCUAGAGCCACGGUUGGAGUUUAGCCCCCCAGCACUCAAGAUGGGAUGGGUGCUGGUGGACAGUGAUGGGGUGGAUGCCACAGUGGUGGUGAAGAACCCAUGCAACUUCCCUGUUGAGUUUUACUCACUGGAUUUUGAUGAGCAGUACCUUGAGGAAGAGAAGAUCCUGUGGAUGGCAGCAGGGUCUGAGUACCAAAAGAACUUUCUAAUGCCUCCACGCACCGUGGGUGGGAUGCUGCCCCCAGAGGUGCUGGAGGACUGUGAAGCACAGAAGAGGCCGAAGGCUCAACAGGCAGAGCUCAAGGCCAUGGCAGAGGCCAAGGACAUGGCUGAGGCCAUAGACAAGGCAGCACCAGCAUAUCAUGGGGCUGUCACACCCUCUCCUGAGCCCAUGGUGGAAGUGACUGGGAGCCCUAUCUCUCAGGCUGUCAUGCGCCACCUGGGCAUCGACCCAUCUUCAGAGAGUUGUGAAGCACAGCAGGACAGAGGGAUUGUUGUUAUUGUCCAUGGGCCACCCCGGGCAGGUUCUUCCAAGGCCUGUCCCUGUAAUGCCUCGUAUGCAAGUGUCACCAAGCAGUCCUCCUCUCUCUCAGGAAAGACAGAGAUAGUGGUGGCCCUGUGUCACUAUUAUGACACUGCUCACUUGUCCAUUGACACCAUGGUGAAAGAGGCCAUCGCCAAUGAUCAGAGCCAAGCAGGGCGCCGCGCCCGGGAGCUUUGCACCAAGGCUGCCAUGGAGCUGAAAGGCGAAGACCAAGAUGAUGCUGGUAAAAAGCCUCUGCUUACUGCUCAGAGCAAGAACAAACAAGCCUCUGGAGAAAAAAACAACAUGAAGAAGAAGAAUCCCAAAGGCAAGAACCCUGCAGCACAAAAGAAGGAGCCAGCCAGCAAACCCAACAAAAAGGACACCAAGCAGCUGAACAUCAUCAGCAGUCAUGGGGAAGAGCUGAACUGCUUGAGCUGUGUGCUGCCCGAGGACCUGCUGGUGGACAUCCUCUGUGAGAGGCUGAAGCAUGAAGACUGCUCCAAGGGAGUGGUCUUUGAUGGCUUGGAGAGCCUCUUCACAAGCAGCCUGGAAUCUUCUCUGCUCUGUGUAUUCAAAGCUGUCAACAAUCGUCAUCAUAUCUACAUGGUGAACCUGCAUCAGGAUUAUGCUUCCUGGAAAGCCAAGGAGGAAGCUGAAAGAGAGAAGGAAGAAUGGCAGAGGAAAAAACCUAUUCAGAGGAGCACAGAAUAUGUCUUGCAAAUGGAUGAGGAUGAGGAUGAUGCCCUUCCUGAGAAGAAAGCUCUAGUGGACAAAAUAAUACCAGAAAGGAAGUGUAUACAGAGAGAGAGAAGUGUCUUUAAGUCUAUGAUGUUGAUUUACACCUUCUUCAUCAUCCCUCUUCUUCACCCAUACAGUGGGAUUGUGGUAUGGCCUUCAGCUGAAAACAAGCUUCACAAGACCAUAAAGCCUCAGGAGAAGGUGGAGAAGAAGCCUGAACAAAAAGGUGGAGGCCAAAGGAGUCUUCAGUCAUCACAGCUGGAGACACAAAGUGAAGUUGCAGAAGGGGCAGUCAGAGAUGAGCAUGUCGGGGUGUGGUGCUUGGACAUCCAGGUCACAGAUCCAAAGGCCAUGAUUAGGGAGAUCCUGAGGGAUGGGAGGAUGCCAACAAAAGAUGAGAUGCUGAGACAUCUGGGACUGCAUCCCGAAGGGCCUCCCCUGCCCCCUGCUGCUGUCUUCUCCAUAGUCAACUACCCAGAGGAGUGGUUGGGUUCUGCAGAGUGUGUGAAGCCCUUCACCAUUGUUGCACCGGAAGGUGCUGCUAUGGAAGACAAUCAGGCCAAGGCCCCAGAUGCCAAGGGCAGUUCUGCCGAGGGCCAACCAAAGACACAUAAAGCAGCCAGCAGAGACAACUCUCCAAAGGAGAACCAUAUCUCCACACACAGAACAGAAAGUCCCCAGGAUUCCUCUGCAACCAGAUCCAACAGUGUGCUGAAAAGAGCCUCAACCCCCACAGAAUUCCACAGGCUGAAACGGUACCGAUGGAUAGUGCCUGGCCACGGUGAGGUGGAACUGAAGGUCCACUUCUCCACCAAAAGGCCAGGGAAGUUUGAGCACACACUGAGGUUUGAGCUCGUGGAGACAAAGCGCCAGUACGAGCUGCCCUGCAGUGGCACGGGCGUGUACCCCAGCAUCAGCCAGAACCCGCGGCUGGUGUUUCCACAGUGGAGGGAGACCAUGGAGGCAGAUGAAAUCAUCUUCAAGGAAUAUGUUGAGAGCACAAAGCAAUUCCACUUUGGACCUCUGCUGUGUGGGAAAUCAAGAGAGUGGUACAAGGCCCGGAACUGUCCCGGCAACUCAGAGAAUUUAACCAUCCUCAACAACUCCCCUGUGGAUGCAGAGGUCCAGUUCUCCUUUGAGAAUGAUGGGAAAGCAGUGACAUUCCUUUUGGACCCUCCCAGCAUGACACUCAAACCAAAGGAGAAGCAGGAGCUGACCAUUUGGGCAUACCCCACUUCCCCUGGCUUCCUGGAAGACAAACUCAUCUGCUGCAUUGAGAAGAACCCAGACCCAGUGGUUUUCAGCCUGUGCUGCCAUGGGGUGCACGUGAUGCUGGAGGUCAGCCCCCUGGAGCUGUCUUUUGACAAGCUGCUUCUGCACAGGACUGACAGCAGGACCUUGGUCCUGAAAAACAACACCCUACUGCCCAUGGCCUGGCAGCUCACUGGGCUGGAUGACCUUGUUGAGGCCUUCUCCUUGUCACAAGAUAACGGCAUCAUUGAUCCCCACUCAGAGUUUGAAGUGACCCUGAAUUUCAAGGCCGAGCAGAUUGGCAGCAUUAAGAAGACCCUGCGACUAGAGGUUUCAGAUACAGGAAACAUCCUGGGGAUUGUUCAGGCUGAAGACAUUGAGAUCUCUGCAGAGGUCUGUGAUGUUUCUCUGAGUAUCGACAUGCCUGAAGGUCCAGAUGGAAGCUUGGAAUUUGGAACCAUUCAUGUCCUGGAAAAUGUGAAGAAAGUCCUGAGUCUAAAGAACAAAGGGAUGUACAACAUUGAGUACCGUUUUGUGCUGAAGAAUGCAGGUCCCAGGAUGCAAGAUUUGGCAUCCCACUUCACUAUUGAGCCUCAGUCGGGCAUGCUGAUUGCCUCCCAGCCUGGUGUGAAUGUUGAGAUGCUCUUCCACCCCACAAGGGAAAUGGUCGUCAAGAACAAACCCAUCCUGUACUGCCAGGUGACAGAUGCCAGCUCAGGGGAAGGAAGCCAGACUGUUGCCACCAUCCCAGUGAGGGUGUCGGCAAAAGCUGUGUACAGCAAGUACAGUAUUGAGCCUGCCUCACCCAUCAACUUUGGGGCCAUGCUCAAGGGCACCAAGAAGACCCAGACUGUCGUGCUAGAGAACAGAGGCAUGCUCAACUUCAAAUUCCACAUCCUCCAAGCACCCGAGGAUGCAUCUGCAUUGGAAAGCAAAAGCUCAAAGCAAGAGGAAUCCUCUCCAUCAGGAACAAAGCUGAAAUCAAGCUCCUUGACACAGGGUUACCUCAGUCUUGGCAUGUUCACGGUGUCCCCCUGCUCCGGCUCUGUUGCUCCAUGGGGCCAGCAGAAGAUCACAGUGGAAUGCCUCGCAGGGCAGGAGGGGACAUGUGAGGAGCAGCUCUACAUUGACAUCAUGGGCAGAGACCCCAAGGACAAUCCCGUGGGCAUUCCCUUUACCCUGAUUGCCGAAUCCUGCCUCCCAGCACUUGUUGAGGAUGUCAUGUUAACCUUUGAGGAGUACCCGAUCUGCAGCAGCACCAACCUCAGCUGCAAGCUGCGGUCAGUCAAAGGCACGGGUCUGUUUGUCAGAGAAGAGAACAAAUUUGUCUUCACCAAGGUUCUGGUUGGGCAAGAGGCUGAAGCUCAUUUCAGUGUCUACAAUACAAGUGGUCUGCCAUGUGACGUGGUCCUCUCCAACAAACCCCUGCCUGGAAAGGAAAAAAGCCCUAUCAAUAACAUUUUCAAGUUGUAUCCUGACAUGAUGUCCAUUCCUGGCUCAUCCAAUGCCGUUGCUACGGUGACCUUCACCCCACCAGAGAAGCAGAACUACAGCUGUACUUUCAAGGCUUCCCUUGUCAUCCCAAAAAGCUCUGUGCAAAUUAAGCCCCAAACCCUGACCUUCACCAUCAGUGGGAAGGGGCAUGAGCCACAGGUGACAGUCGUGUGCCCAAGUGCUCGCAGCAAGAGGGGAAAUGCUGUGCUGCGCUUCAAGAGACUCCGGGUGGGGGAUUCAGAGAUGCUCCCCCUGGUCAUCCAUAACAAUGGCAUCGUACCUGUCAAGUUUAUGUUACACCUGGAGGAUGAGCACGGAGCGUUCUUCUUGAAAGGCAGGGGCUCCACACUCGAGAGAUUCUACACUGAAGAUGUGGAAGAGGACUGCGUUGGAAAUGAGAGCAAGCCCCCAGAGAAGCCUUUCUUCUUUCUGCAUCAUGGGCAAUCAACAAAUAUUGACGUCAUUUUCAAACCCACCUUGACUCAACAUCUGGAAGGGAAGAUUUGUGUGUUACUGGAAGACAUCUACUCUAAGAAGACCCUAAUAGAGCUGGUGGGUGAAGGCCACAAGGAUGAAUUCACCCUUGAUGGACUAGAGGAAGACACAGAUGAGAGGAGAGCUAAGCGCAGUCUGAAGAAAGACAUUAUUGAUGCUGUCAGAUUGAAUCACAUCCAGUUUGGGGACUGUCCUGUCGGGAGGCCCUACCGCAGGACCUUCACCAUCACCAACCAUACCAGUAUGAAGGUCAUGCGCUUUGAGUGGGAGGCAGACGCCGCAUUCCAGUUCUCCCCCAAGAUGGGACACCUCCAUCCUGGCUAUGCCAAGGACAUCACAGUCACCUUGAAAUCAGAUGUUCCAGCCACCUUCAGGAGGCACCCUGUGAAAUGUAAGGUGAUCAAGACCAACUCUGAGCUACCACAAAGGAUGGUUCAGGAUUGGGAGGACCGAAUGUGCAUUGUCACAAUGGAGGAUACCACCAGGAAGGACAUGUCAGCCAGCUGGCCUGAGAAAGAGAAGAUGGUCCAGACAGCCCCAGAACCAGAACCAGCACCGGCUUACACUGUGGAUGAGAGCAUCCAGGAGGCCAAGGUGUACCUCAGUGCUGUUGUUGGCUACACUGAGUUCAAACGGAACCUGAUAGUGGUUCAGCUCAAGGAUACCUUGCCCAACCAGACAAGGAAAGACAUUUUCAGGAUACACAACACAGGAAAUAUAGCCCUGGAAUACAGCUGGAUGGAAGCUGCAGAUAGUAAAGCAGUGAAGAAACCAUACUCAACCACUCUGAUGCAUGACAUCAAAGACCUGCCACUGUUCUACAUCAACCCCUGCCACGGCAUCAUCCCUCCUGGCCAAAAGCAGAUCUUUCACGUGCUGUUCUCCCCAAAGCACGCGGGGAAGUUUAGGACCACCAUACUCUUCAGGACUCAUAAGCUGGAGCCGGCUCUGAAGAAGGUAGAGGUGAUUGUGAAAGGCAGAGCCCAGGAGCAGGAGAGUCUUGAUAAACCAAAACGCUCUGCGUUACGGCAGACAGACAAAGGCCAAGGACCCAAGAAGCAGGUGCACUGGAAACUAACACCUGAGUGA
Molecule: messenger RNA, 10125 nt
Organism: Cinclus cinclus
Lineage: Eukaryota; Metazoa; Chordata; Aves; Passeriformes; Cinclidae
Product: hydrocephalus-inducing protein homolog
Exons: 63
Coding region: 1-10125 (3374 amino acids)
Biological process (GO): cilium movement; axonemal central apparatus assembly
Cellular component (GO): axoneme
Source: RefSeq, a predicted model, not a curated record